Molecule: messenger RNA, 4392 nt
Organism: Oppia nitens
Lineage: Eukaryota; Metazoa; Arthropoda; Arachnida; Sarcoptiformes; Oppiidae
Exons: 10
Coding region: 1-4392 (1463 amino acids)
Biological process (GO): DNA replication
Molecular function (GO): nucleotide binding; DNA binding; DNA-directed DNA polymerase activity
Source: RefSeq, a predicted model, not a curated record
AUGUCGAAACGAUCAGCAUCUGAUGUCAAUACAAGUAAUAAGCGCCGUAUGGGUGAAUUGUUUCAGUUGUUAAGUCAACACGUAGACGACAUACCAGAUGGUAUGUCAUGGGGUCAGGCAUUAGACUCAUUAAGUACAAUGCCUGUAGGUGCUAAAGUUAACGAGUGGCUAAAAAGUGCGAAACAAGACACAAAUGAUGGUAUUGAUGUUCAAAACAAUAACAAUGAAAAUGGCGGAAAUGAUGAUUUUGGCGCUCAAAACAAUAACAAAGAAAAUGGCGGAAAUGAUGAUUUUGUCGCUCAAAACAAUAACAAAGAAAAUGGCGGAAAUGAAAGCUUUGAUAGCAAUAACGGUGUUGACCCUCGAUUAGAUGACAGCAAUGGUACUUACAUGAAUAAUGUUUCACAACAUUCAGAUGCUGAACCGGAUCCCAGAGUCAAUACACAAUAUGGCGGUGAACACUCUCAUGAUGAUAAUGAAGCAAUGAUUUCCGGAGCUCCUGACCCUCGAAAUGAAGAUGAAGAAGAUCUGAUGACUAAUAAUGAACCACAAGGUCAAUUACUAUAUUCAUUUAACCGUCAACCGCAAAUCCAAUCUUAUGACAAAUUCAAGCGCAAACAGUACACUCAGCGAAUUAAAUUUAACCACAAUUUAAGAGAUUUGAAUGGAUUUAACGAUAUUGAAGAAGAGUUUUCGGAAGCCAUUGCUGAUGUUUGUUUACCGAUAUUUCAAAAACAUUCUGGUGAAGAUUUCUUUACAUUAAUUAUGUCAAAUGAAGACCUCAACAAACCAAUAUUUAUCGGUAACCGAAAAAUUGAAAACUUUGAUCGACACGAACCGCUGAGUUUGAUUAGCAAAAUUGCUCAAUCGAAUCAAACAUUUUAUAUGGGUAAUUUUGAUAUUACUUUAUAUGUAACGGAAACGCUUAAGGGAAGUGGACGCAAAACUAAAGCUCCAGAGACAACAAUCCAAAAAGCAUUAGAAAGCGCUCUGUGGUCUCAAUUAACAAUAGUGGUAUAUAAUAGCUGCGGAUAUAGAGCUAUUUAUGUGGGUAUUCAAUGGUUUGCAAUGGGUUUUAAUACUUCAAGACUUCAUAACAAUCAAGAGUGGAAAAGAUUAAUUGGUCAAAGUUAUGGAGAUUUACCACAGCGUAAUGGAGCUCAAGAUCUUGUGGUAAAAAUAAAUCGUCAAUUCAACGCUAAUUUAGACUACAGCCAACCGCUAAAAGCUAAUAACUUUCCUGUUAUUCAACAGUAUUUAAAUAAUAUCGGUCCUUAUAAACUUAUGAUUAUUGAUGCCUCUGAUGAUGAAAACAUUAUUUAUCAGUCUGAAGAUAUAAUCACCGACAAUGAGAUAUGGCUUGAGUAUAUUAUACUCAAUAAAGUUGGUCAUUACAAUUUUAUUAAAAACAUUAAUGCAUACAGAAAUGACACAAAAGUUUGCAAUCAAUGUCAUACAAGACAUCAUGUAAUUGAUCACAAAUGUACAAAUUGUACAUUAUGUGGAUCAAAUGUUAAAUGUGAUAAAGUAGCAAUAGAUCAGUUAAUCGAGUGCGAUGUAUGUAAAAAAACAUUCAAUGGAAAUAUUUGCUAUGAUAAACAUAUAAACAACAAUAUAUGUCUUGAGAGAAAACAAUGUCAACACUGCGAUGUUUGGUAUAAAGUGGACAAAAUCAAUAAACAUCAAUGCAACUAUCUCAAGUGUCGCAAUUGUGGUGUCAAAUACAAUUCAUGGACUCAACACAAUUGUAUGAUUAAUCCUUUAAAUCAUGAUAAACUUAAGAAAGAAGACGACAAAAUUAAAUUUAUAGUUUGUUAUGAUAUCGAAUCAAGUCUUGUGGUAACGGAUAACAUAAGUAAACACCAACCAAUGUUACUAAUUUCAGAAUGUGUUUGCGAUAACUGUUGGGAUGUAAAUUCACGUCAAAAAUCAACAAAUAAUUGCAAUACAUGUGGUUUAGGUCAACAUGUUUUUCAGAACAAAAGUUGCGUUAAGUCGUUUUUUGAUUAUCUAAUAUCCUUAUCACAAACAGCUGACUCACACAACAAUGCAAAAGUUUAUGUUUUCGCACACAAUGCUAAAGGCUAUGAUAGUCAUUUUUUAUUGCAAGAAUUAAUUAACUCUAAUUACAAGAAAAAACAACCCGAACUUAUUAUGACUGGAAUGAAAAUAUUGAAAAUGGUUUACUACAAUAUUGAGUUUAUUGACUCUUUGUGUUUGUUUCAACAACCAUUAGCAUCGCUACCGAAAUCAUUUGGAUUUGAAAGCGUUGUCACAAAAGGAUAUUUUCCUCAUUUAUUUAAUACUGAACCCACUGAAGAAUUUAUACCAACACAAUACAUAGGUAGAAUACCUGAUAUUAAGUAUUUUGGUAUUGAUCACAUGUCACCAUCAAAUGCUGAUUCAUGUCAAAAAUGGCACGAAGAGUACAUACAAUCAGGUCAACAAUGGGACUUUAAACAUGAAAUAGUUAAAUAUUGUCAAAAUGACGUCAAAAUAUUAACUAUGGCUUUAAUGGAGUUCCGCAAAUUAUUUAAAGAUAUCACCGGAUUAGAUCCAAUUACUCGAAAGUUUACUUUAGCUGGUGUUGGAUUGGAAUACUUUAGAACACAAGUAUUACAAGAAAAUAUAAUUGGAGUGACGCCACUUGAAGGAUACAGUAAUCGCCGAAAUAAAUCAAUAUCCGGAAAUGUAUGGCUAGAUUUAAAAGAAUAUGAAAUCAAUAAAAAAAUUGCUCGAGAAGUGAAAUUAGGUAAUGAAUUUGCUGAUGGUUUCUGUCACGAAACCAACACUGUGUAUGAAUAUUGGGGGUGUUAUUGGCAUGGAUGUCAUGUUUGCUUUAACGGAGAAAUAAGAAACGCUUCUCGCGGUGUAGGACGUAAAUCAUAUGAUGAAGUAUAUGACGAGACAAUAAAAAAGCUCUCAUAUUAUCAGCGAUGUGGCUAUAAUGUUGUCCAAAUAUGGGGACAUCAGUUCAAAGAUUUACUCGAAAGUCUACCACAAAAUAUAUCAGACUUUGUCAAUAACAGACAAUUAGUUUACAAGUCAUUGAAAAAAUACAAGCCAAUAAACAUUAGAGAAGCGUUUUUUGAUGUCACUAGUCUUUACCCGUAUGUCUUAUCGAAACGGUUAUUUCCUAUUGGACACCCGUCAGUUUUAACCGAUUUUAUUAAUACUUCAAUUGAUAAUUAUUUUGGAUUUAUUAAGUGCCGCGUAAUUCCGCCAAAACAGUUAUAUAUUCCAAUACUUCCUGUAAGAUAUAAUGGAAAACUUUAUUUUCCAUUAUGUAAGACUUGUUUAGAAUCGAAAUCAGAUGUUUAUUGUGUACAUUCAGAUUGUGAACGGAUGUUAGUUGGCACGUGGUUUAGCGAAGAGCUUAAAUGUGCAUUAAACUUUGGUUACAAAAUUGAUUUAAUUAUUGAAGUAUUAAAUUACGAAGAAAAAUCAAGUGAAAUAUUUUCUCCGUAUAUUAAAACUUUUUUAAAAAUUAAAACUGAGGCAUCGGGAUGGCCAGACAAUUGCGUAACUGAAGAGCAAAAAAAUACUUUUGUCAGCGAAUUUAAAGAAAUAGAAGACGUUGAAUUAGAUGUCAAUAAUAUGGUUAAAAACUCUGGUUUGCGCACAAUAUCUAAGUUAAUGCUCAAUAGUUUAUGGGGAAAAUUGGCCCAAUUAUCUAAUCAGGGUCAAGUUAAAAUAUGUUCAAAUUAUAAUGACUAUUAUAGUUUGCUAACUGAUGCAAAGUAUAAAAUAACAGGUGAAGUACAUCCCAAUAGUGAAAAACUUAUAGUUAACUAUAAGUUAGUUGACGACAUCUUAUCAAAGCCUGGUAACACAUCAGUGGCAUUGGCUGCCAUGGUAACUGCUUACGCUAGACUACAUCUGUAUAGUAUACUACAUUCAAUUGAAUCAGAAGCUGACGGACGUGUAUUAUAUUUUGACACCGACUCUGUUAUCUUCAAACACAACGCGUCACAAAACUGGAGUGUACCAACAGUUGGUAAUUUUUUGGGUCAACUUACAGAUGAAAUAGAAAAAGACUUUGGAAGUGAAGCGUACAUCAAGGAGUUUGUAUCGUGCGGUCCAAAAAACUAUGGUUACAAAGUCGUGUUACCAAAUGGUAAUGAAAUAAACAAAUUGAAAGUUAAAGGUUUAGCAAUAACAGAAAAAGCUAAACAUAUUGUUAAUUAUUAUACAGUAGUAGAUAUUGCUGAUAAAUACAGUAGAGGUAUUUAUGAUAGUCGUCAAGUACCACAACAACAAUUUAGAUGCGAUAAAUUUCAUAACAUUAACACAGCAGUAUUUAAUAAAAAAUAUCAAGCAGUAUCCGAUAAACGUAUAAUAGUACAAUCACAUGAUGUAUACCAAACUAUUCCUUAUGGCUAUUGUUUAUAA